Messenger RNA from Xyrichtys novacula (pearly razorfish), 5120 nucleotides. The record is from the annotation of a GenBank genome assembly. Lineage: Eukaryota; Metazoa; Chordata; Actinopteri; Labriformes; Labridae.
ACGGUUCCGGUUCGGGCUUUAUGGUUUAGUAAGAGGGUCGGUUCUAGUGCGGAACCUCAGAGUCCGUUUGGAUCCAAUACAAGAAUCCAACAUGGCGACGACGCCGGGUCACGCUGCAGCACGUAUUGAGGCAUCUAUGUGUUUUAUGUCUAUGGUAAAGAGGCAGAGCGGAGCCGCCAGAGGGCGCUGCAGCCCGCACCACCGGAGCAGGAGAGUGUUUCCGGUUCCGGUUCAGUGUGUUGUUGUGCCCAGCAGCUGGACCCCGAAGACCACAUACUGGUCUACCAAAGACCCCCUCCAGGUCCUCUCCAGGUCUCCUCCAGCCGCUCUCAUGUACCGGGUCCCGGUCAGACCUCAGCGGAGUCCCGGACCUCCUCGGCCGGUCGGAAGGUUCCCCUCCCCGGCCCCCUGCUGGGGGUUCGGUUCCGGACCUCGCGGUGGAUCUCCCGGUGGUGGUCCGACCUUCUCCCCGGGGUCCCCUGUCUACUCUCCGGCCUUCUCUUCGUCCUCCUCCCGGGGGUACAGGGACGGGUCUCGGGGCUCCGGGGGUCCGAUGUGGCGCAGAGGGGGGGGCGGGUUUCGGCGGCCUCAGUCCUUCAGUCCCUCAGGACCCCAGAACCAGGUGAGUCCAGAACCAGAACUCUGAGAGAACCACCUGAGACAGACAUGCGCAGAACGUGAUUGACAGGUCAGUUUGAUUAAAGGUGAUUUUCGGUCUUUGACGGUUUUUUAUCUUUUAUUUAAAUUUUUUUAAUUUAAAUGUUAAUUAAAGGGAAAAAAAAGAUUCAGACAUUAGAUCAAAAAUUUACAAAAGGUCGUAAAACGUCGAAAAAAAAAAACUAUAAAGUGGAAAUGAAAAAACUCGGAGAGGAAAAGAAGUUUUUAAUUAAAGUCUAAAGAACGAAAUAAGAGUCUGUGAGCGAAGUUUAACAACGAAGACGAAAAAAGACGUGAUUUUAACCUCAAGAUCCUCGACUUCACCCACUUAGUCUGGGUCUUUCAGGGUCCGGGUCAGGGUCAGUUUCAGGGUCAGGGUCCGGGUCAGGGUCAGUUUCAGGGUCAGUUUCAGGGUCAGGGUCAGGGUCCAGGUCAGUUUCAGGGUCCGGGUCAGGGUCCAGGUCAGUUUCAGGUGUUUCAGGGUUUACUUCAGUUUUUUUUGUGGGUGCCUUAAGCCCCUCCUCCUCCAAAACCUUCUUUCUCCUCUGAUUGGCCACCUCUAACUCGAUGUUUUGGCUCCGCCCUGCGUACUUGUCCGUGCCGCGGUUGUUUCCUCGGACUCUGGAGCUCAGAUGAAUCAGUGAGGACAGACGAGAACGCUAACUCGCUCACGUUUUCUCAAAGGUUCCUGUUUUGAUCGGUUUUAAUCUUUUUUCUACGUGAUCGGAAACUUCGUAAACAUGUCGUCUGGACAACAAACUUCGUGACUUUGCAGUUUUUGUCGUGGUGUAAUUCGGGGUUCUCAGACAACCAUGUGCUAGCUGCGAUUUUCGCUUAAGUCAUCACAACAUCUGUUUUGACGAUAAAAAUCUUUUGGCCGAAAAACUGAAAAUGAAUUUUUCGGACAUUUUCGUCCGAAAAAUUUCAGUGUCCGUAUUUUUGUCGUAUCCCCGACAAAUCAGAGUCAUCACAGCGAAUCCUGAGCAGUCGCUCUGUGGAGUCUGAAGAUUUGUGUUUGAUCAUUUCUAAUAUAAUAAUUAUGAUCAUAAAGUUUCUAUAAUUAUAAUAUUUAUAAUUUAACUCAGUAUCUGUGUCCCUCAGAAAAACACCGAUCACUUCUUUAAAUGUCGUUUCUUUUACUUUUUAAUCCAAAAUUUUUAAAAAAAAUUUUGACCUUUUUGAACAAAAAUCCAAAAGUUUCUGUUUUUGUCGAAAGUUCAGACAUUUUAUUUCACGUUGAAGAAGAAGUUGCUGUUACCUUUGAAUGAAGUUGAUGACAGUUCACACACACACACACACACACACACACACACACACACACACACACACACACACACACACACACACACACACACACACACACACACACACACACACACACACGCACACACUUGCUCAGAGGCGCUUCAAUAGUUCUCAGGAAGUGACCCGACCUCUCCAGCCUCCAGGUCAAAGUCCAGAUAUGGUCUGACCAGGACCCCGCCCCCCCCGUCGCUCCAUCCUCACGUUAUUUCUCUGUUUCUGUUUCAGUCGUCUUCGUGGUCGUCUUCGUGGUCGUCUUCGUGGUCGUCUUCGUCGGACGCCCCCGUGGAGAAGUAUUUCAGCCCGGCGAUGUUGCAGGAUCCCUGGGCGUCUCUGCAGCCAAUCGCAGUGACGGACAGCCGGAAGCCGUGACAGGAAAUGAAAUAGACUGUGUAGUGUGAGCUCGUUCUGAGCAUGCUCAGUCACCAGCAUCUCCGCCUGUCGGCAGCUUUGAGAUGAAAUCAGGGAUGAACGGGUGAAUCUGUGAACUCUUUUUAAAACGUUUUUACUGUUUUUAGAGAUCAGCUGAUUUUUCUGCUUUUACUUCAAUGUGUUUGUAAAAAAAACGGAGUUUUACUUUACAAAAUAAAAGCCUUUAGAGUACCGCUGUGAUCUUUUAUUUUGAAAGGAGAAGAAAGUAGUCAUCAUCAUCGUAGUUCGAGCGCUGACGAGGAACCGGCAGGUCGGGUCCGACACGGUUUGUAUUUGGAUAUUGAAUCGUUCAUUUUCUCAGACUGAUCAGGACCAUCGACUGCAAACACACAUCCCCAUGACAGCCGGUCUGGGUCCGAGUGAGGCGGACUCUGAGAACCACGAACCCGUCCUCAGAAUUCAGGGAACAUGAAGAGUUUUUACCGAGCUCAGAGGUCCAGUUUCAGAUCAGUCAUUAUUUAGUUUAUUGGAGCAGAUUAGAAAACUCUGAACCCCAAAUGUGUCGGCGGAUGACAUGUGACCAUGUGACCAUGUGACCAUGUGACCAUGUGAUCAUGUGACCAUGUGACCAUGUGAUCAUGUGACCAUGUGACCAUGUGACCAUGUGAUCAUGUGACCAUGUGACCAUGUGAUCAUGAGCUCCUCCUUCAGGCAGAGAGAGGAAAUCACCUUCAAACAUGUUGAAAUAAAAUCUACGAUCACCUUUAAAGACGUUUCAGAUUCAGUUUGAUUUUCCCGCUGUUGUCGGAUCUAAAAUAACGAGGUCAGUGAUGAUGGUGAUCACAUGAUCGCUGCAUGACCACAUAUCAGGGGACCAUAAAUUUAUGAACGCACAAAUUUCAACAAUCAGUGAUUUUUUUCUCCGCUGUCGCUCCGGCGUCUCACGGCGGCGGCGGUUCUGUUAUUAUGUCACCGGACUCCUCGUGUUGAAAUAACGCUCUGUUCCUCGGCGGUGAAAUAUAACACACAGACUUCUCCAAUAUGACGAUUGGUCUGGAGCACUGACCCCGCCCCCUUUACGUGUGCGCGCACAGAUCUAGACUACAUCGACCAGGUUGGCCCCGCCCCCAAAAAAACUGAAGGUGUUUUGAUUCGUGGUCGGGUGUUUCUUGGUGUGAAGAUGUUUCUGCUUCAGAUCAAACUGGGUCUUUACUCAGCACCAUAGAUUGGGUCCAGGUCCUGGUCCAGGUCCUGGUCCAGGUCCUGGUCCAGGUCCUGGUCCUGGUCCAUGUCUUGGUGUUUUGAAGGAGGAACUUUGAGGAUGAACAGAUCAGGAGUUUUCUUUGUUUUCUGACUGUUGAUACAAGAACCUGUGUGUGUGUGUGUGUGUGUGUGUGUGUGUGUGUGUGUGUGUGUGUGUGUGUGUGUGUGUGUGUGUGUGUGUGUGUGUGUGUGUGUGUGUGUGUGUGUGUGUGUCUGUGUGUGUGUGUGUGUGUGUGUGUGUGUGUGUGUGUGUGUGUGUGUGUGUGUGUGUGUGUGUGUGUGUGUGCGUGUGUGUGUGUUUGUGUGUGUCUGUGUUUGUGUGUGUGUGUGUGUGUGCGUGUGUUUGUGUCUGUGUGUGUGUGCGUGUGCGUUACUCCCUGCAGCAGUUGCUGAUUGAACACCUGAGACCAUCUGCUCAGCAGCUGAUGACGGAGGAGGAGAAGAUGGUGGAGCUGAUGGAGCUGACGGAGGUGACGGAUGGGGUUUAGGUGAUAAGAUAACCCUUUCUCUUCCCAUGGUGGAGAAUUAUAUUGAUGUGGACCUCCACCGUCUCCACCGUCUCCUCCUGUAGAUACUGAUGAUCGUUGACACUCUGAGUGUUUCUGAUGGGGUUGAACCUCUUUGGUGGUUCUGGAGCUGAUGGAGCUGAUGGGGCAGUUUUCUGCUUCAGUGGAGGUUUCUUCAUGUUUGAGGCUCUUCUGUCUGAACGGUUCCUGAUGUGGGUCUCAGCUGAAGGACUGAGGCUGCACCUCCACCACAAACCGAAACAUCUCAGGUUUAUUUAUAACUCGAACCCUGUCGGUGAGAUGAGCUCCUGCUGCUGCUCCACACGAUCAUAAAACAACAACAACAGACAACAAACAACAUCAAACAACAACAAACAACAACAACAAAUAACAACAACAAACAACGACAAUGACAAACAACAAACAACAAACAACAUCAAACAACAACAAACAACAACAACAAACAACAACAACAAACAACAAACAACAUCAAACAACAACGACAACAACAAACAACAACAAACAACAACAAACAACAACAACAACAAACAACGACAACAACAAACAACAACAAACAACAAACAACAACAACAAACAACAAACAACAUCAAACAACAACGACAACAACAAACAACAAACAACAACGACAAACAACAACAACAAACAACAACAAACAACAAACAACAUCAAACAACAACGACAACAACAAACAACAAACAACAAACAACAACGACAAACAACAACGACAAACAACAACGACAAACAACAACGACAAACAACAACAACAAACAACCACUGGACAUGACCUGAAGUGACCUCUAUUUAAUCAAAUCAGGAAGAAACAAAAAACAGUUUUUACCUCCAGGAGGUUUUUAAAGACUCUUCAGCUCCAGAGGUCUCUCUCUCUCCCUCUCCCUCUCUCUCUCUCUCUCUCUCUCUCUCUCUCUCUCUCUCUCUCUCUCUCUCUCUCUCUCUCUCUCUCUCUCUCUCUCUCUCUCUCUCUCUCUCUCUCUCUCUCUC